CAGCAAUUCCUGUAAGUGGAUUGUUAUUGAGGGGAAUAACGGGAACACCCAGUGACUUUCACUUUCUAUAGUGAAUAUAUAAAUAUAGAGGCAGAACAGUCACUUCCCCAAAGCUCCAGACUCAGCUCCAUCUGACAAGCUGUUACUUCAGUCUCCUCCCUGGGAUCUCUCUGGACUGAUCCAUUCCAGCAGGGGCCCCACAGUCUCCAAUCAACUGUCCUGUCUCUUAGAAGGAACCACUGAAGAGCCAGAAGUCAAGACUCCAAUACAAUGGGGGGCAACUCGGUGAAGAUAAAAAAUGAAACCCCUUAUCCCAUUUCCUACAUUUACUGGUAUGAACAUCCAUUGAGACCUGUACAGGUCCAUGGGACUCUCCGUGCAGGAGAAAUGGUAGAGGUCAACCGAGUUGCCUUCCCGAGAAUCAUCUUCCUGAAACAAGGGCACAGAACAUCAGACGAGUGCCUCUAUCACUAUGACUUGUAUUGGUGGAACAAUGGGAAAGACUCUCAGACCAUCACAAUCCGGGAAAAAGGCAGUGACCAAUCAGAGCUGGAGCUGAUCUGUGAUAGUAGGCCGGAAAUACUUACCUGCCCCAAUUAUGGGAAACAAGAAAAAGACCGACUGGAAAUGGAGAAAAGAAGGAGAGAGGAGGAAGAAAGGAGACAGGCGGAACAGAGGGAGAGAGAAAGAAAAAUCCAGGAACAGAUUGAGACUGAGAAUAAGAGACUGAAAGAGAAUCUCUCAAAAAUACUGGAGUCUUUAACCAGAAUGAGAAAAGAGAGUCACCCCCAAGUGGAGUACAAUGAGGUUGAGUUUGUAGAGAAGAAGUUCUACCAGAUACUGAAAGAUAAUUUUCUGCAAGAUAAGGAGCGAAGCACGAGAACCAUUGCGGAGAUAAUCCAAAAUAUGCGCCUGCAGAUAAUGCUCAAGUACAUUGAGGAGAAACAACUGUCUGUCGAUUGCCUGAAAAACUGGGAUGAUCUUGUUGGGUUUAAGAACCUUUCACUUAGAGAUGAAUUGUCAGUGUUAGAAGCAAUGAUUGGUGUUGCCCUCGACCCAAAUAAUUCACAGAUUUUAGUGAAAAGUGAGACUAAGGAUGAUAGGGUUAAUUAUAGUGUCAGUAUCCUGAGUAAACUCUUCACAAUUAACAAAGAACUGGCUUCAAAUGGUCUGACGCACAUUGAGAAGUCAACUGGGAAAGGAUUGUUAUCUGGAAUUGACUGUUGUGAGUAAGAGCAGUGCCUACAAGCUUUCAGCUUUUCAAACAUUUAGGUUCUACAUACAAGUAAAUGACAUCUCAUAAGUUUAUUCUAUCUAUCUAUGUAUCUAUCUAUCUAUCGCUCUAUCUAUCAAGCAAUAUAUUAUACAUGUAACAGUAACUUACCCUGGUGGUCUAGCGGGCCGGCGGGGACGCCCGGAACGCCAGUCUUCCCCUUGAUGUGUCGUUCUGGUAAGGGCGCGCGCGGCGCGCCUCUGUUCCUUUUAAAGGCGCAGGCGCGCUGACGCGUGACGCAAAGCCUUAUGGGUAUUUAAAGGGCCAUUACACUGUAUUCUUUGCCCGUGAUAGGAUUAGUUUCCUGGUGGUUCCUGAGCCUUGUGCUAGUACCUGUUUGCCCGAAUUCUGUUUUGAACUUCUGUGUGUUGAUCUGGCCUGGCUUUUGACUUCUCUAACUUCCGUAACCUGACUCUUGCCUGAAACCGACUCCGAUUCCAUCUGUCCCUCCUGAUUGACUUCGGGUUUGACUCCUGCCUGUUGUUUGAUUCCGAUUCUGCCUCAUCCCAUCUGAUU
Messenger RNA from Xenopus laevis (African clawed frog), 1789 nucleotides. RefSeq lists its product as uncharacterized. NCBI's taxonomy places the organism in Eukaryota, Metazoa, Chordata, Amphibia, Anura, Pipidae. The record is from RefSeq and is a predicted model, not a curated record. The coding region runs from base 271 to 1233 and encodes 320 amino acids. The transcript is spliced from 5 exons.